Paramecium octaurelia is the source of this 252-nucleotide messenger RNA. The record is from the annotation of a GenBank genome assembly. Lineage: Eukaryota; Ciliophora; Oligohymenophorea; Peniculida; Parameciidae.
AUGACUGGUGAUCGUAAUAUUAAUCGAAAACAUGUCAAUUACAGAAAGGCAGGAAAAAUCAAGAAGAAACUUCACAAAUAACAAAUAAAAAAGGCUGCUCUCUCUAACAAGACUGCUUAACCAAAGAGCAUAGAAGACAUGACUAAGAAAGAUCGUAGAGAACUUGUCAAAAAAUAAAAAAAAUAGGAUAAGAAAUAGAAAAAGCGAGAAUUAAAAGAGGCUGCUGCCAAAGAAAUAGAAGAGGAGUUAUGA